Molecule: messenger RNA, 1912 nt
Organism: Puccinia graminis f. sp. tritici CRL 75-36-700-3
Lineage: Eukaryota; Fungi; Basidiomycota; Pucciniomycetes; Pucciniales; Pucciniaceae
Exons: 3
Coding region: 39-1232 (397 amino acids)
Source: RefSeq, a predicted model, not a curated record
GAAGAAACAUCCUAGCAUAAGUAGAGUUCAUCGAGGGGAUGACGACUUCGCCUGACCACAACAGCCUGAACACUUCCUCAUCGACCGUCAGGCGAGUCGGCUCAUCUCCACACGAACAACGAACGCCCGGGUUUGGCUUCGAACUUAGGAUUCUACGUCAUAGUACUGAUCCAUCAUCACCGAAUCCAGACCAUUCAGUGGCUGAGCAAGAACUGGCAAAGUGUUCGGUUGCGCUGAUAGACUCUUACUUGAGCCAAUCCAACGACCUCAGAUUGGUGCUGAACUUGAUCGAAGCACCCCAUCAACCAGCCAGCUCAUCCAAUUCAGAUCUAGCACCACUCGAAGGAGUCCAGCUGACUGCACCCAUCGAUAGCUUAGGUGAGGAUGCACUAGAAUAUUGUAUACCCCCACCGUAUCGUUCACCCUCGCUCUCAGCCUCCGAAGCUCUGCUGAUUGGACAUCGCACCGAGUGCUCGACCGGCUCCAAGAAGGCUUCAAUUCACUCCCACCGAACUCGUCUCAGAUCCCUCAAGCCAUGGCACUCCUUCACCUCCCUCGCCCAACCAGAUCCAACUUACGAUCUCAAACUGCUAUCAGCCAGCUCAUCACCAGAUUCACAACGGCGCGGUUUCUGGUUGAUACCGGUCUGGAAGUCGUGUGUGACGAGGUAUGACUAUUAUGGUCGGUUUGGCGAUCUGAUCAGCUUACCCACCUGGUCAGACCCCAAACUAUCCCCACCACUCAUUAACCCAUCAUCGAGCACUCUUCAUGCCCAGGAACACCGGAUCUCAUCUCCAAUCGUCUGGAAUCCUAUCCGACUGAGCUUGUUUUGGAAGGUGAUCUGUAUCAUAUGUGAAAAACGGAAACUAGGCGACGUCUCUGCGACGGCGAUGGCCACAUCUCACACAAAAGAUAUCUUACCAUACUCCAAGCCGAUUCCAAGUGAUGCGAAUCCGGCUUUGCCAGAACCUGGAGACGUCUUUGGAGAUCAUAUAAGGAUCUGGUCUAACCUCCAAACAUCCUUGAUUAUCCGACGAGUGAUAUCUGACAUUACUAUCCGGUCUGCCAUUCGGGCCCAGGGUACAAACUUGGAAUCGCCGGUACCAUUCCUCAAUCUUAAUCUCCUACAAGACGAUUCGGAGGACCGAGCUGGAGAUUACGAGGAAAAAUGGUUGAAGAACUGUGUUUUUAUGUGGCUGGAUGACACGGGAACGCCCAGAGGGUAUGGAUGAACCUCGAGAAAGACAAACACCUACUUGGGCUCCAAAAUCAUACAGUCGCGCUGUUCACCGCUCAAAUGCUACAAGAACAAUCAUACCAAGUAGCAAUCAACUUAGGGUAGCAGAACAACUGCCUCUGUUCAGGCCAAAGCUCAAAGCUAACAACGAUUUGCUCAACAUUAGCUGCAUCGGUGUUUCAACUGCUGUCUCCAACUUAGAUUUUCAAGGUUGCAAUUGCAGUUGGCCAAUUGCCAAGAAGUCCUCCGGUAUUUAAUCCCAUAACAUACUCAGGACAUGUAUUCUGUAGACUUCUGGGAAAAAUCUCAAAAUGGCUCCUUUUCCCAAUCAUCCCAGAUCCUUGAACACAGAUAACCAAUUAGGGGAAUUCCAACUAUCCCAAGAAAGUAGCUGUCCAUUGGUCAAAGUUGUCGUUGUAGAAUACUCUUAACAAGACAUUGGCUUAUUUCCCCUGAACUUCAGCAGUAAAUUUGAUAGAAUAUCUCUACCCCUUGGUCUUUUAGUUUAACAACAGGAGACCUUCCCUUGCACUGGCUGUAUGGUGCUUUGAUGAUUUUCUUUUUCCUUCAGAACCUUAGAAGAUAGCCUAAAAGUCAAAAACAAAAAAAACAAAGCAGGUGUAAUUGUAAAUCUAAUUGAUGCAAAUGGUAGUUUCAAGAAUGCAACUGUAGCAC